CCUUGUAUCAUUUGUCAGGUCAGGUCAUUUUCGAGUUGGGUUCUGUCGAGUUUCAGGUUAAAAAUUUUGGCUCGAGCCGUCCAUCGGGUCAGAUUUUUGGACCGCGCUCGACCUGUGAUAUGGUCGGGUCGGGUUGGGUCAAACCAAUAUAUUUUGUGUGUGAUAUUUGGGUUUGGUCGGAUUUUUUUUCACGUUUCUGGUCAAAAAUUUUAGCCCAUGCCCAGCCCGUGUUUUAGAUCAGGUCAUAAAUAUCAGCCCAAGCCCACCAACAUAUUGAUUAGGUCGGAUUAGGUUGGGUUUUUUUCCAGGUUGAUCGGGUCGGGUUUGUCAGGUCGGGUAAAGGCGCGAUCAGGUCUAGUCCCUCAUAGUUGUCCAUAUAGUAGGGCACACGUUUGCAUGCCGGGUUAGUGUGUUUCUGUGUACGUGAGUAGGGAUGGAAACGGAUCGGAUACGAAUGGAUGUGUACGGAUAUGAAUAUAGAUAUUUAUUUUUUCUCAGAUCAAAUUCGGGUACGAAUGGUGCCAAGAUGUGUCGAAUAUUGAUAUUCGUCCUAUUCACAUAUUAGAUAUCCAACUUUGACUCUCUGGAUUCAAAUAUGAUGUGUAUAUUGAAUAGCUGGAUUUAGAGUGUCUGAACCCUUUCGGGCGGAUGAACGAACCACUUUCAUCCUUUAUGUGAAAGGUGUCCCAACCUGCGCGUCGGUGGCUUUAGAACGUGAUUGUAAUGCUUUAAUGUUGAAGUAAUAUAAGUUUUUCCUACUUUAAAAAAACUUAUGUUCCAUGAGGAAAACAUAAUUUAUGGUUUUAUGGUAAUUUUUUAGUAGUGGUAAACAAAAUGUGGAGGCUUUGAUUUUGGUGGCAAACUUGCAAUUUGUAUUUGUAUAAGGACAAAUUUGUGUCAAGAGAUCAGAGCAGUACUCCAAGGGGAAAAAGUGGAGAAUUUUCCCCAUGCCAUCCAGCAGCAUCCCAUACCGAUCCAUCAAGGACACGAUCUAUAUCAAAAAAAAGGAGCACGAUGAGAUCUGGUGUUAGGGUGGCUUUGUUCUCCUUUACAGCUCAGUGUUCGCCUUCCAAUCCGCCUCCAUGUUGGCUGCGAUUCCAUGGCCAUGAUGUAUUCGAGGGCCUCAAAGGACAGGUCCAGUUCUUACUAUUCCUCUUACCAAAUACUAAUUUUAGCUCUCGACAAUUCCUCUCUUCCUCUCCUUUUGCCAUGCUUUGUUGGUGCAAAAGUAUUCCGUAGAUAAUCUAUUUUCCCUCUUGGAAUUUUCUUUACUUUUCUCUGUUAUCUUAGAAAGGAGAAUACGAAGAAAUCUUAAAAAAAUAUUAUGGAGAAGUUAAAUGUAAUCUAAUUUCACUUUUUCAUAUUUUCCCACCUUUCUCUCCUCCAUCUAGAAUGGAGAGAGGGGAAGGUGGGGUAUAGUGUUCAAUUUUUUUGCCAAUAUAUUUUCUUGAAAUGGGAAGAAGAGCAAGGAAUUAACUCUGUGGUAAAUCCUCAAUUCUUUUGUUUGGAACUUGCAGUUUUUAUUGAUUUUUUUAGCUGAUUUCCCUUUGUUGCCUCUUUAGAUUGAUAUUUUAGUACCAAUUGGUUUCGUUUUAGGUUAUCAACACAUCGUGUUAUGCAUUUAUCGCUGCAAACAAAAUUUCAAUUGUACUGAUAUUGGCCACGGUGAAGAGGAUUGCUUUCUCCUUUACAGAAAUCCAAUGAAACCUUUGAACAAAUAUUUGGAAUCACAGGAGUUAUUUUCUCUAGACACAGGCCCUUAAAGGUGACAUUUUUGUCUUCAACAUUGCCUGCAUUCUGAAGAAUCUUACUUUAAUUCUGAGUUGCAGACAUAGAACUGUAAAAUUUUGGUGGGUGGCUUGCAUUAUUCACUGUCAAUUUGCAAUCCGUACAUCUAACUUUUAUUCAGUUCUCUGAAUUACAGUUUAAUUUAUGAUUGGAGUUUCUUGUAAUUAGGCUUUUUCUCUCUGAAAUUCCAAGGAAAUACCAGUCUGGACUCUAUAGAAUUACAUGAAAGACCUCAUUCAGCAUUACUAGUUUCGAAUUUUGACUAAGAAUUUCAUCAAGGCUAUUGUUGCUGGAACAAGAAGUACCUGGCUUCUUGCACUAAUUUUCUGGUAAUGAUGAAGAUAUUCACAAGGAAUCCACUGCAAAGCUUAAUACAGAUUCGGUGCAUUCAAUCAAGUGGAAAGGCAUUGAAUGUGCUUCUAGGUCACCUUUGUCCAAAGUGUUCUAGAAGGCAUGAGGGCACAACUUCAGGAAGCCAAACCACUGGAUGCACAUGUUUCCGAUGGUUCUUCACACCGUCUAGUAAUGAUCCUGCAACCGUACCAAGCGCAAAUGGUGGAAAUACUGAAGUGCUCACCUCCCAGCCACGAACAAAUGGUUUUGAUCCUAGUUACCAGUUGGACGAUGCAGAUAAGCCAGUUUCAGCUGUUGGCCAUCGUAGGAAAUCAAGCAUGCACCAUAGAUUGAAAAUAUGGAUCAGCAGUGGGCAUAACGGCAUAAUGGGAAGGUAUGGAAAUAAGUUGGAGUUGGGUGUUCCCAAUGUGGCUAAGCCGUUAUCAGAUGAGAGUGCUGAUCCUGGAUGGCCAGAAUGGCUCACAAAUGUGGCACCAGAGGUAGUACAAGGAUGGUUCCCUCGACGACUAGAUUCAUUCGAGAAAUUAGGCAAGGUUGGACAAGGAACUUAUAGUAGUGUGUACAAAGCCCGGGAUCUUAAAACUGGCAAGAUUGUUGCUCUGAAAAAGGUGCGGUUCGUCAAUGUGGAUCCUGAAAGCGUACGCUUUAUGGCUAGAGAAAUUUUUGUUCUACGGAAACUCAAUCAUCCAAACAUCAUAAAGUUGGAAGGGGUUAUAACAUCUUCUUUUUCACGAAGCUUGUUUCUUGUAUUUGACUACAUGGAACAUGACCUUGCUGGCCUUGUUGCAACUCCAGGCCUCAAGUUUUCUGAGCCACAGGUCAAAUGCUUACUGCAGCAGUUACUUAGUGGCCUCGAUCACUGCCACAGCAAUGGAGUUUUGCAUCGGGACAUGAAGUGUUCCAACCUCUUGAUUGAUAGAAAUGGUGUUCUGAAGAUCGCAGACUUUGGCCUCGCAACAUCUUUCGAUCCAGACAAUCAACAGCCAUUGACAAGCCGUGUUGCAACAUUGUGGUACAGACCACCUGAACUUCUUCUCGGCGCCACCAAGUAUGGUCCUUCUGUGGAUAUGUGGAGUACAGGGUGCAUUCUUGCAGAAUUGUUUGCUGGCAAGCCAAUCCUGCCUGGAAGAACUGAGGUGGAGCAACUCCACAAAAUUUUCAAGCUCUGCGGAUCACCUUCCGACGAGUAUUGGGAUAAACUGGAAGUGCCCCAAACAGGGAUGUUCAAGCCUGGUAGCCAGUACAAGGGAUGCAUUGCUGAGACAUUUAAGGAUUUUCCUCACUCAGCUCUAACUCUUCUAGAUAUUUUGCUUGCCUUCGAACCAGAAGCUCGUGGAACAGCUGCCACCACUCUCCAGAGUGAUCUUUUCAGAACAAGCCCACUUGCCUGCAGUCCCUCAAGCUUACCGAAGUGUCCACCAAGCAAAGAGUAUGAUGCCAGACUCAGAAGGGAGGAAUAUAGGAGGCAAAGAAAGGCAGCUCAGGAUGAAAAUUUGAAUCCAAAACUAAGUCAUGCUGAUGAAGGCUAUGGUAAAUCAAAGAAACACAAAGGUGCGGCACCAGAUAUCAAUAUUGCAAAUCUAAACUCACAGGAUGAAACACGGACAUUAGCAACUGGGUUGGAAUCUCAAGAAUUUGACUCCACAUGGAUCAUGAGGGGAGAUUCCACUGCCCAUCCGGAGGUACCUGGACGCAAAUACAAUUCUGUCCGGGUGGCGAACCCCACUGGCAUGCGGAAAAACAGAUCAAAUAUGCUUCAACCUGAAUCUGCUGACGCAAGGAAUGAAGUGUCCACUUCUCACAGCAAUAACCCGGGGACGAAGCGCCCAAUUGUGAGAUACAAGGGCAGGAGCAAAAGAUAUCAGCACUCAGGUUCGAUGAUCACAGAAAAAGGAAGCAUGGAGCAGAUGCUCAAGGAGCAUGAAAAGAACAUCCAAGAAGCGGUGCGCAAAGCCCGCAUAAACAAGAGCAAAGAGUUGUGAAACAGAUGACUCAGAUUAUACCAUCGACUCAUGCUGCUUGGAAAAUGAAACCUACUAUCAUGCUGCUUCGAAACGGCAAAACUGCAGUUGCUGCUGCAUUUAAAGAUAUCAGAAUUUGCAGAGAGAAUUUGUGACCACCUUGGAUAUGCAUCGACCUUGACAACACUGUGGUUUCUGCCCAGGGGUUUCUGAAUCAUCCCCCACCUGAAGUUGUCUUUGCCCUGGGCUUCAGAGUCCCUGGCUUUCCUCUCCAUGAAGAAGGAGCGUGAGAUGUGAUUUCCUCAGCGAGGGGAACUCUGGCUUACCCAGCCAAGAUCCUUGUUCUCUAGAUCAGUAGUAAAAUCUGCAACAGAAAGGCCAUCGACACCAUGGAUACUGAUCACAUCCACUCUUCGACUGGAUAGACAGAUUAUUAGCCACUCAUGUAUCUCGUUUCCCAGGAAUCAGUAUCCUGGUGCAAUCAGUUAUCUGCAGUAGUCAUGCAGUGUAAUCUGUUCUCCAAAGUCCAACCCUCUCUUCUUCUCCCAGUAAUCGGGCAAGAGCUGCUUUCAGCAGACUGAAGCCGUUGUAAAUUUGUUGGUUUCUCGACCUUGCAAUGCAAGAAAGAAAUAAAUCAUUUGUUAAAAUCAAGUUCAUCCUUCAAGCAAUGAUGCAUCUUUCUGCAUCUGGUGUCUCCAGAAGAAGCGAAACAUGGAGCUAUCAUUCUAAGUUUCUGACAUUCCAAGGAUAUCUUCAGCUAGAUCAAUCUAGGCUGCUAAUUUGAGUGGCAAUUUUCAAGGUCUGAAUUUGUUCACAAAUGCUGCAGGUCUUCCAAAAUAUUGAGGAAACAAAGUGGAGAAACGUCAUGUCAAAGGUCAUAUGUCAUUUUAUAUGAUGUUUGUGCAAUGAAAUCACUUCAUUGACAAGGAAAAUAAAAGCUGUUGGCACCAUGCUACCAGUUGUUGCCUUGUUGGUCAAUUAUGUCA
This is a messenger RNA of Setaria italica (foxtail millet), 5089 nucleotides long. Its product is annotated as probable serine/threonine-protein kinase At1g54610. Gene Ontology annotation, cellular component: cyclin-dependent protein kinase holoenzyme complex; nucleus. NCBI's taxonomy places the organism in Eukaryota, Viridiplantae, Streptophyta, Magnoliopsida, Poales, Poaceae. Gene Ontology annotation, biological process: protein phosphorylation; positive regulation of transcription elongation by RNA polymerase II. The transcript has 8 exons. Gene Ontology annotation, molecular function: ATP binding; RNA polymerase II CTD heptapeptide repeat kinase activity; cyclin-dependent protein serine/threonine kinase activity. Bases 2121 to 4124 code for a protein of 667 amino acids. The record is from RefSeq and is a predicted model, not a curated record.